ACAUAUUUUGGCUAUGAUACAGAAAAUAAUGAAAAUGAUCCUAUAUCAGAACCCGAUAGCAAUGAUGAAACAACAGCCGAUAGUGACUACGAGCCCAUUGCUGGGCCGAGCACUAAUUUACCCCAAAAAAAAUAUGUAACAAGAAAUAGGGGCAAGAAAGUUUAUGUAAAGUUUGAUGUUGCCCGGUCAUCCCCAG
This is a messenger RNA of Dentiscutata erythropus, 196 nucleotides long. The record is from the annotation of a GenBank genome assembly. Lineage: Eukaryota; Fungi; Glomeromycota; Glomeromycetes; Diversisporales; Gigasporaceae.